Drosophila mojavensis is the source of this 889-nucleotide messenger RNA. RefSeq lists its product as uncharacterized. Bases 274 to 807 code for a protein of 177 amino acids. Lineage: Eukaryota; Metazoa; Arthropoda; Insecta; Diptera; Drosophilidae. The record is from RefSeq and is a predicted model, not a curated record. The transcript has 4 exons.
CCAAGCGUUCAGGCUAAAGCAAAUCAUGAAAUGAAGAAAAACAUAAAUACGAUGCAAAGAAAAAAGAAAUCAAAUCGUUGCGCAGACGCUUCAAGUCAGUUGAUAGUUGGAGCUGGUCACGCUCGGACCGUACGCAAAAGCAGCUCUGCCCACUCUGCUUACACUGCCAACUCCGCCUACUACGCCCACUGCGCCCUGGCCUGCGAUUCCGGAUUUUAUUUUCGCGCUUUUACUUUCAUUUCGUAAGCGCCGCGUUUCAUAAUCUCUCACGCAAUGCUCAAGAUUUCGCUGCUGUUGCUGCUGGCCGUGCAGCUGGCGCUGGGCCUGCCCCUGGCGCCUGCCACGCCGGACGGUGCCACGCCCAUCGAUGCACAAGUCUCGGCCGCAGAUUUCGGUGCACUCGAUGCGUUUGCAGAAGAUGCGGCCGACAGUUCAGAGAGCUCGGCCGCCAGCGAGGCGGGCUUCAAGAUCUCGCUGCUGCCCGAGCCUGCCAAGACAGCGGAGUCUGUGAAUCUGGAGCGCGAGGCUCUGCCCUCCAAAGUGCUCAGCGCCUACGACAAUACACAGCAGAAGCUGACUGAUCUCACGCAUCCUGUGCCCAUUUUGGACAGCAUCAGCGAGCAUGAGAAGUAUGGCAACAAUGGUGACAAGUUCGACAACAUAUCGCGCUCAAUUGUCAAUGGCUAUGAGGCCUUCUCCAAUUUUCUCAACAGUUUCAUACAGAAACCCAAGGAGCUGGCGCGCACCGUUUCGAAGGGAAUUACCGCUCAAUUGGAUAUUAUCGGAGGCAAGCUGGUGGGUCUCUAGAGAAGAAGAAGGAGUAUUGAGGGUUACAACCUCAAAAAUGAAAACAUCUUUAUAUUUUAUAUAUUUCUUUAAAUUUUUUAUU